CAGACAUAUAAUUCCACACCGCCUGACAGGCUGCCACAGAAGACAGGCCCCUGCAGCCUUCCUGAGACUGCUCGGAGUGCAUGAGGUCUUCGGUCUUGAAGCAGCUUCCAAGCACAGAAUACAAGAUCUGAAGGAAGGCCUACAUCGUCUACCCAUUUUUUGAAAUCAGACAUUUGUUAACUGCAACACAUUGUGGUGGGACCAGCCACAUUCCCCAGAUGCCCAAUCCAGCUGCCCAUCUGCCUUUUUACUAUGGCAGCAUCUCCAGAUCCGAUGCAGAGGACCACCUCAAACUGGCAGGGAUGUCUGAUGGGCUAUUUUUGCUGCGACAGUGCCUUCGCAAUCUUGGCGGAUAUGUCCUCUCUGUGGUGUACAAACUCCAGUUCUACCAUUAUCCCAUUGAGCGUCAGAUGAAUGGGACCUUUGCUAUCUCUGGAGGGAAAGCCCACUGUGGCCCUGAAGAGCUCUGUGAAUUUUAUUCCAAGGAUGCAGAUGGACUUUGCUGUACUUUGCGGAAGCCUUGCAACCGUCCUAAUAGCCUGGAACCCCAGCCAGGUAUUUUUGACAACAUCCGGGAGAAUAUGGUCCGCGAAUACGUCCGGCAAACAUGGAACUUAGAGGGAGAGAAUCUUGAAGUAGCAAUAAUAAGUCAAGCCCCACAAGUGGAGAAACUCCUGGCCACCACGGCUCACGAGAAAAUGCCUUGGUAUCAUGGCCCCAUCUCCCGAGAGCAAGCGGAAAGCCGGCUCUACUCAGGAGCACAGCCUGAUGGGAAAUUCCUGAUGAGGCAAAGGAAAGAACAAGGAAGCUAUGCCCUCUCCCUUGUAUACGGAAAGACUGUUUAUCACUAUCGAAUAGGACAAGGAAAAUCAGGGAAAUACUCAGUGGAAGAAGGAACCAAAUUUGAUACGCUGUGGCAGCUGGUCGAGUACCUCAAACUCAAACCGGAUGGCCUUAUCUAUUAUCUGAAAGAAAGCACCCCGAAUCCUGAAAUGCAAUCAGCGCCAGCCACUCCAGUGCCACCAGCGCAUCCAUCUACAUUGGCUGCUCGGAGAUUCACACCUCAGAACUCAGAUGGAUACACACCAGAACCCUUUGGAGCAGGGAAGAAGACUCGAAUUUUGCCCAUGGAUACCUCCUGUUAUGAAAGCCCAUACAGUGAUCCCGAAGAGCUGAAGGAUCGGAAGCUAUUCUUAAAAAGGAGCAGUCUGAUCAUGGAUGAAGUGGACCUGGGAGAAGGCAACUUUGGGUGUGUCAGGAAAGGAGUUUACAAAAUGAGGAAGAAGCAAAUUGAUGUAGCCAUCAAAAUGCUAAAAGAGGGCAACGGAGUGGUACAGCAGGAUGAAAUGAUGAAGGAGGCCCAGAUUAUGCACCAGCUUGACAAUCCUUACAUUGUCCGUCUCAUUGGCGUGUGUCAUGCGGAAGCCCUCAUGCUGGUGAUGGAGAUGGCAUCAGGUGGUCCCCUGCACAAGUUCUUGUCUUCCAAGAAGGAUGAAGUUCCUGUGAACAAUGUGGUCGAACUGAUGCAUCAGGUAUCCAUUGGGAUGAAGUAUCUGGAAGAAAAGAAUUUUGUCCACCGGGACUUGGCUGCCCGAAAUGUGUUGCUUGUCAACCAGCAUUAUGCCAAGAUCAGCGAUUUUGGGCUUUCCAAAGCUUUGGCAGCUGAUGACAGUUAUUAUAUGGCCAAAACCACUGGGAAGUGGCCUUUGAAGUGGUAUGCGCCAGAAUGCAUCCUGUUUCGGAAGUUUUCAAGCAAGAGUGAUGUCUGGAGUUAUGGGGUGACUAUGUGGGAGGCCUUUUCUUAUGGCCAGAAACCCUACAAGAGAAUGAAAGGACCCGAAGUCAUGGCAUUCCUUGAGGAAGGGAAGCGUAUGGACUGUCCAUCCAGCUGUCCGCCAGAGAUGUAUAAGCUGAUGAAUCAAUGUUGGACGUACAAAUGGGAAGAGCGCCCAAAUUUUGCUGCUGUGGAGACACUGAUCCGCACAUAUUACUACAGCAUUGCUGACAAGAAGGAAGAGAAGGAGUAGGGAAAAAAAUUACACUGGCAUAAUGAUGGACUCAUGAAAAUGGUUGGAAGGCACACGUGCCCAUCGCCUCAUGCCAGCUUCAGCAUUUCUGAAGGAAUGAUGUGCUGCAGAGCUCCAAUUUCUUCACUCAUUCAAUGAAUCUCUCUCUCCCUCCCUUUUUAUCUGGGGUAGCAGAUAAUUAAAUUAAAUAAUUAAAUUAAAUAAUUAAAUUAAUUAUUUUAAUUAAAUUAAAUAAUUAAAUUGGGAGACUAAGAUGGCC
Messenger RNA from Crotalus tigris (Tiger rattlesnake), 2286 nucleotides. RefSeq names its product tyrosine-protein kinase ZAP-70. The transcript is spliced from 15 exons. The coding region runs from base 219 to 2027 and encodes 602 amino acids. Gene Ontology annotation, biological process: protein phosphorylation; innate immune response; intracellular signal transduction. Lineage: Eukaryota; Metazoa; Chordata; Lepidosauria; Squamata; Viperidae. Gene Ontology annotation, molecular function: ATP binding; non-membrane spanning protein tyrosine kinase activity; signaling receptor binding. The record is from RefSeq and is a predicted model, not a curated record. Gene Ontology annotation, cellular component: cytoplasm; extrinsic component of cytoplasmic side of plasma membrane.